Molecule: messenger RNA, 1101 nt
Organism: Juglans microcarpa x Juglans regia
Lineage: Eukaryota; Viridiplantae; Streptophyta; Magnoliopsida; Fagales; Juglandaceae
Product: probable cinnamyl alcohol dehydrogenase 1
Exons: 6
Coding region: 20-1087 (355 amino acids)
Molecular function (GO): zinc ion binding; oxidoreductase activity, acting on the CH-OH group of donors, NAD or NADP as acceptor
Source: RefSeq, a predicted model, not a curated record
AAAAUUAUAAGCACAUACAAUGGGUUCUGCACGCGCAAACGAAUACUGCCUUGGAUGGGCGGCAAGAGAUGAGUCUGGAGUUCUCUCACCGUACAAAUUCAGCCGUAGGGCUGUUGGAGAAGAUGAUGUUUCUAUAAAGAUCACGCACUGUGGAGUUUGUUAUGGCGACGUAAUUUGGACCAGGAACAGACGUGGAGACUCCAAGUAUCCUUUGGUGCCGGGACACGAGAUUGCUGGAAUUGUGAAGGAGAUUGGUUCCAAUGUCCGCGUUUUCAAAGUUGGGGACCAUGUUGGGGUGGGGACUUAUGUUAACUCCUGCAGGGAUUGCCAUUUUUGUAAUGAUGCUUUAGAAGUUUAUUGUGCAAAGGGAGUUGUUGGCACUUUUAACGGCAUCGAUAGUGAUGGUUCAAUCACCAAAGGAGGAUACUCCAACUACACUGUUGUCCAUGAAAGAUAUUGCUAUAAGAUUCCAGACAACUAUCCACUGGCUUCAGCAGCACCUCUGUUUUGUGCUGGAAUUACAGUUUAUGCUCCCAUGAUGAGGUACAAGAUGAAUCAACCUGGUAAAUCUCUAGGAGUGAUUGGCCUCGGUGGUCUGGGUCAUAUGGCUGUCAAGUUUGGCAAGGCUUUUGGGUUGAACGUUACAGUUUUCAGCACAAGCAUAUCUAAGAGAGAGGAGGCCCUAAGUCUUCUUAAUACAGACAAGUUUGUGAUUUCAUCUGACCAACAGCAGAUGGAGGCCCUGGCUGGGACAUUUGACUUUAUAAUAGACGCAGCAUCUGGGGAUCAUCCAUUUGAUCCAUACAUGGCACUCUUAAAGACUGCCGGUGUUCUAGUCCUUGUGGGUUUCCCCACUGAAGUCAAAGUCAACCCUGCUAGCCUUCUGCUAGGAAUGAAAACCAUUACUGGUAGUGCAAUUGGAGGCUCGAAAGAUACACGAGAAAUGAUAAACUUCUGUGCUGCUCACAAGAUUUAUCCCGAGAUAGAAGUAAUUCCGAUUCAGUAUGCAAAUGAAGCUCUUGAGAGGAUGAUCAAGAGUGAUGUCAAGUACCGAUUCGUGAUUGAUAUUGAAAACUCCCUGAAAUGAGACCAUGCAGCAGA